AUGGCCCCCUUCAUCGACCAAACCAAAGCCCCCAGCAUCUCCGUAACAGACCUCUCCUACACCUUCCAGGAUCGCACAACUGGCCUCUACAAUAUCCACCUCUCUCUCCCCCCACGCUCCCGCACCCUCCUGAUAGGCGCGAAUGGCGCCGGCAAGACCACCCUCCUCCGCCUCCUCUCUGGCAAGCGUCUCGCGCCCUCCAACACGAUCUCCGUCGGCGGCCUGGACCCCUUCAAAGAUGGCCUCGAAGGCGUAACAUACCUCGGCCUAGAAUGGGUGCUGAACCCUAUCGUGCGGACUGAUAUCGGGGUGCGGGAGCUGCUGAAAUCCGUCGGGGGAGAAUUCUACGUCGAGCGGAAAGAGGAGCUGGUGCAGGUGCUGGAUAUCGAUCUGGAUUGGCGCAUGCAUGCUGUUUCGGAUGGCGAGCGGAGACGCGUGCAGCUUGCUAUGGGGCUUAUACGGCCGUGGAGGAUUCUGUUGCUGGACGAGAUCACGGUUGAUUUGGAUCUUUUGAGCAGGUCUAAUUUUCUGGCGUUCUUGAAGAAGGAGACGGAGACGAGGGAGUGUACCAUUGUCUAUGCGACGCAUAUUUUGGAUAAUUUGGCCGAUUGGCCCAGUCAUCUUGUGCAUAUGGGCUUGGGGAAGGUGAAGCAGUGGGGGAAGGUUGAAGAGCUGCAGUUGGAGGGUGAUAGUAAGACUGGCAAUUCAAAACUGGGUGAAUUGGUGUUGGGCUGGUUGAAAGAGGAUUUGGAGGAACGCGGGCCGAGGAAUAGGACGGAAGGGAGUGAGGGCAAGGCGUAUACUAGUCCUGGUGUUGGUGGGUAUGGGUUGGAGAAGAGAACCUUUUGA
Messenger RNA from Lachnellula hyalina, 849 nucleotides. RefSeq names its product putative ABC transporter ATP-binding protein. The transcript has a single exon. Gene Ontology annotation, molecular function: ATP hydrolysis activity; ATP binding. The coding region runs from base 1 to 849 and encodes 282 amino acids. The record is from RefSeq and is a predicted model, not a curated record. NCBI's taxonomy places the organism in Eukaryota, Fungi, Ascomycota, Leotiomycetes, Helotiales, Lachnaceae.